GGAGGAGCGGUCGCUGCGCGUUAGUCUGGGAGUGGUGCGGGCGCCUGGUUCCAUCUGAGCCACACCCAGCCGGGACAGGCUCAGGCCCACCGGGUUCCUGGUACGGUGGACAGAGUUUGUAACACCGUGUUAAAGUGAGUCUGUGUGAGGAAAGAAUUUUGUGGACUACAUCAGUGUGAGUGUGGGGAGAGCCUCAGAGUCUCACCAUGUCUGGGAAACGGAAGCGAGUGGUGUUGACUAUUAAAGAUAAGCUUGAUAUAAUAAAGAAACUCGAAGACGGAGGUUCUUCCAAACAACUGGCAGUGAUUUAUGGAAUUGGUGAGACAACAGUCCGGGAUAUAAGAAAAAAUAAGGAAAAGAUUAUAACUUAUGCAAGCAGUUCUGAUUCCACAAGUCUUCUGGCUAAGAGGAAAUCUAUGAAGCCAUCUAUGUAUGAGGAACUGGACAGAGCAAUGCUGGAAUGGUUCAACCAGCAAAGAGCAAAAGGGAAUCCUGUAUCGGGACCCAUUUGUGCAAAAAGGGCAGAGUUCUUCUUUUAUGCUUUGGGAAUGGAUGGCGAUUUUAACCCCUCUGCGGGUUGGUUAACUCGUUUUAAGCAGCGGCACAGCAUUAGAGAAAUAAACAUUAGAAAUGAAAGAUUAAAUGGUGAUGAGACCGCUGUGGAAGAUUUUUGUAACAACUUCCGAGACUUUAUUGAAGGAGAGAAUCUGCAGCCUGAACAAAUCUACAAUGCAGAUGAAACAGGACUAUUUUGGAAAUGCCUACCUUCUAGGACUUCAGUAAUCAAAGGUAAAUGUACUGUCUCUGGGCACAAGUCAAUAGAAGAAAGAGUGACUGUCAUGUGUUGUGCCAAUGCAACAGGUUUACACAAACUUAAACUUUGUGUGGUAGGCAAAGCGAAGAAACCUCGCUCCUUCAAGUCAACUGACACCUCAAACUUGCCCGUUUCUUAUUUCAGCCAGAAAGGUGCAUGGAUGGAUCUUUCCAUUUUCCGACAAUGGUUUGACAAGAUCUUUGUGCCAGAAGUUCGAGAACACUUAAGAUCCAAAGGCCUGCAGGAAAAGGCUGUGCUCUUGCUGGAUAAUUCACCAACACAUCCAAAUGAAAAUGUCCUUAGAUCAGAUGAUGGCCAAAUAUUUGCUAAAUAUUUACCACCUAAUGUGGCUUCAUUGAUUCAGCCUUUGGACCAGGGUGUCAUAGCAACAAUGAAGAGAAACUAUCGUACAGGUCUUCUCCAGAACAACUUGGAAGAAGGUAAUGAUCUGAAAUCAUUCUGGAAAAAGUUAACUCUGCUAGAUGCACUUUAUGAAGUGGCAAUGGCAUGGAAUUUAGUAAAGCCAGUUACCAUUAGCAGAGCAUGGAAGAAGAUUCUCCCUACCAUAGAGGAGAAAGAAAGCUUGGACUUUGAUGAAGAAGAUAUUUCACUGGCUACUGUGGCCACCAUUUUACAACACACCAAAGGCUUGGAAAAUGUGACUACUGAGAACAUUGAAAAAUGGUUUGAAGUGGAUAGCACUGAACCAGGGUAUGAAGUAUUAACUGACAGCGAAAUCAUCAGAAGAGCACAAGGCCAGACAGAUGAAUCCAGUGAAAAUGAGGAGGAGGAAAUAGAACUGAUUCCAGAGAAACAUAUCAAUCAUGCAGCUGCUCUGCAAUGGACAGAAAAUUUAUUGGAUUAUCUAGAACAACAAGGUGAUAUGAUUCUGCCUGAUAGACUGGUGAUACGUAAACUUCGAGCCACCAUCAGAAAUAAACAGAAGAUGACCAACUCAAGUCAAUAAUGGCAUUUUGCUGUUACUGUUUUGGUGACUGUGUUGAUAACUUUGAACUUCUUUCCAAUAAUGGCUUUAUUUUGUUUGUGUUCUGAAUUCUCACACAGUCCUAUCAAAUACAGAUAGAAAUAUGUGUCUGAAGUGCUUUGAGAAUUGUGUGUUGCAUCAUCUCUGUCUCUUGUCCUUUUACUUACGCAGAUAAUCUAAAGCUGGUUCUGUAUGAAUAUAAAUUACAUGUAUGCAUUUUCACUUUUGUAGAUCUGUAAUUAACCCAUAACAGUGGGAUUCUCUAAAUUUUCUAGCAAAAAUUAACAGAUUGAGCAUUUUCCUGAUGUCUUUUGUUUGAUUUGUGAGCACUGCCACGGUAAUCUUUUCUUGUGCUAACCCUCUUAAAUGGUUAUCUGUUUUGUGUACUGUAUAUGCUGAAAGAAUGAGGAAAUACCUAUAUUGUUAGAUUUCAGGGUGAUCUAUAAUAAUUCAAAAUGAAGUUCAGUAAUGAGAAGGAAACAGUGAUAUGUGAAUUCCAGAAAACUUAGAAAAUUUUUUUGAUUGCAUUGGGGGAGACUUUUCUGGAAAUGGAACUAAAUAUAAUACAGGAAGGGAUUGCCCAGUUAGAAAACUAUUGGAAAGCAGAUACAUAAAAUAUUGUAAACAGCUCACUUGUAGAACACUGGAAGUUGAAAAUUUGGGGAAUUUUAUGUAAAGGGAAGAAAUUGUGUUUUUUAAAUUGGGUAACAGGAGAGGUCAAGUUAUUCAUCUAAUUAUAGUACAGGUUUUGUAAGGUUACAUGCAGUAUUGUCAUUUGAGUUCCCACCUUACAUGU
Molecule: messenger RNA, 2595 nt
Organism: Pteronotus mesoamericanus
Lineage: Eukaryota; Metazoa; Chordata; Mammalia; Chiroptera; Mormoopidae
Gene: JRKL
Product: JRK like
Exons: 2
Coding region: 207-1781 (524 amino acids)
Cellular component (GO): nucleus
Molecular function (GO): DNA binding
Source: RefSeq, a predicted model, not a curated record